AUGCAGUUCAAUCGCGGAGAAGCUUCAAAAUCGUUGCUGGGGCAAGGACAGCAGUCUGAGCCAGUUUCAAGUCCAAGUCCUGAUCUGAUGUCCAAGGAUCGCGAGGAAGUUUUGAAGGCCUACGCCGAGAUGUCACGAAGGCCGGAUAUGCAAGACGUGUUGAAUUUCAUUGGUGAACAAGAGGCCAUCAGGCAGCUGGCGAAUCUUGACGCCAACGGCAAAGAAUUAGGGCUCAUGCAUCAUGGCGGUCUCCUCAUGCCUCAAGAACGACACAGCCUUAAAUGGGACCCCACAGAAGUGAUCCCGGAAAAUCGCAGUUUGUUUAAUCCUACGGCAAUUCUAGGCGGAUCUCAGCAAGCAUGGCUUGAGGAGACUAUGCGAGUGGGCAUUAAAACGGUCCGAUCAAACUUGAGAGGUCACCAAGGACUGACUUGA
Messenger RNA from Clonostachys byssicola, 435 nucleotides. NCBI's taxonomy places the organism in Eukaryota, Fungi, Ascomycota, Sordariomycetes, Hypocreales, Bionectriaceae. The record is from the annotation of a GenBank genome assembly.